AUGGUCUCCAUACGAGACCGCGUGGCAUACGGACCUCGUUAUUCGGCACUUAGACCUUUGGGUCAGCCGGGACAAGAGCAGGCUCUCCCCCCAGCGCAGAGCAUCUCUUAUCUCAGUAUGGAACACGACUCGUCUCACCAACGAGCGCACACAGACGAGGCUCCUGGGGCAUAUUGCAUCCUUGGCAGGGGUUAUCCCACUCGAGUUGAUGCACAUGCGACCGCUUCAGCACUGGCUUCAGAGUCGCGUUCCUUGGAGGGAGUGGCACACCGGCACCAGGCUUAUUAUUAUCACGCCUCAGUGCCUUCGCACCCUCACCCCUUGGUCAGACUUGACCUUCCUUUGAGCGGGGGUUCCGUUCGGGCAGGUCUCGAGGCAUGUCGUCAUCGCAACAGAUGCCUCCCUGCACGGGUGAAGUGCCGUGUGCAAUGGGCACGCAGUGUUGAGGCGCUGGACGGGACCCCGUCUGCGGUGGCACAUCAACUGCCUAGAGUUGCUGGCUGUCCUUUGGCACUGAAGAGGUUUCAACCACUGUCCGAGCGGACCAGCACGGCUGCUGUGGCGUACAUCAAUCAUCAAGUGGCAUACGCUCACGGCAGAUGUCACAACUCGCCCGUCGCCUCCUCCUCUGGAGUCAGCAGUCUCAGCUUGUGUCUUACACGCUACCAGCAGGUGAGACUGGCAACUGGGUGGGCGUACACCCGUGAAAGCAACUUCUCCCCCCUUCGGGUCUUCCCAUAUGUUGAUUUCCUCACUCUCGGUUCCCCUGUCGGUGAACCUGUGGCCUCCCUCCCGGUGAGUCAACCCACCUGGGUCGUGUGCUGCCUACUCGGGCUCAUGCAUCAUAUCCCAUGUAGUUCUCCCCACUGUGAUGAAGACAUGCAGAGUUUGGCCAGUCUUAUGAGUUUAAAGCAGUCUGACAUUGGAAACCUAGAUGACUUUAAUGACAGUGAUGAAGAUGAGGACAAAAGACUGAGCACAACAGUGAAAAUGGCCACAGCUGUAAAAGUUGCUGUAUCUGUCCCCCAAAGGCCCUGUGGGGGACUUGUAGACUAUGAGCAAAUGGAGACCUCUGGCUCUGCUGAGGAUGUUGUAACCCCUCAUAUGUUACCCAUCACUGUUCUUCCUGGGCUUGCCAAACCUCCUAUUCCUCUUUUCUCUGCUCAGUCCUACUUGUUGCCUGAUGGUACACAGACAGCCACCUUGACUGUUGCUCGGGGCAAAUCCUGGAGAACUCAUAGUUUCCCUUCUUUUUGGCCCUCUCCUACUCUUGAUUCUACCCCCUCAGACUUUGGUUCCUCCUCAUACGACUCCAUGAAUCUUUCUCCAGCCUGGCCGUCAAAAAUGUAUUGUGCCUCAUUGAAUGCGCAAGGCUUUGCCCUCAGAACACCUACAAGCAUGCCUUCUGCCAAAGAGACAGCAUCCUGGCAAAAAGAGUGGAGGUCUCCCAACCUGAAGCCUACUCUGUGUCCUGCUCUGCCUACCUCGGAACACAUUAACCCUGUGCAGGACCUGCAGCCAAUGUGCCAUCAAGCUUCAGCUGCCACCUUUCCCCCUGCGCAAACCCCUUCACCUAUGCAUGCCCCUCUUCCUGCUUUAUCAUCAUCCCAUGUGAAGUCUCCUCCUCCUGUGUACCUCCAAAAAAUAAAAACCGUCUCUGUUACUCCCAACUCGACAACAUCUUCCAUUGACACUGCAUCCCCUAAGAUACUCAAUGCAGAUUCUGCUUGUACCUCUCUCUCUCAAACUCUAUUAUCUGCCAGCAUAUCUCCUCUUCCCGCAUCAUUUACAUUUAGCUCCAUUGCUUCUGCUAUGCCAUCUAGUUCUUCAUCUGCUUUCCUGGAUGCUCCGCUUUGUUCUUCUCCUGAUGUUGGUCCUGUGGUACAUCCACCUGUUGUCUCUGAAUCAGAGAAACACAGACAAUUAAGUGUAUUAACAGAGGAGGAAUAUCCAAAUACAGUAUGUUCUGGCAAAGAUGAUGCAGACACUAAUCUGCAAAACCAUGAACCUAACCACGGCAAAAUAAGAGCCAACCAAAGACCAAACAUCAGUACUGAGAAGCUACAACCUGUUUUUGGACUUGAGGUUGUGAGGCCUGCAAAAGGCACCAAAAGCAUGUCCAAUUCUCCUUGGCCAACAUCUGGAUUUGGUGAUGAUACAGCUAAGAAUCACAUGGGAGACUUGUUUUUUGACAAGGUGCUGAUUAAGCAGGAAGUUAGCAUUUUUCCCUCAGUUAACAAGAAAAAGAAUACAGAGGAAGAGGCUAUGAAAAGUGUUGCGCUCGUGGCAAGAUGCUUUGAAGAUGUCAGUAGUGUUCCACCUGUGCCCAGCAUGAUGUAUCUUCUUCCUGCUUGUCCAAAAACUGCUUUGGUACCAGGGAUGGCAUCUAUAGCUUUUCCAGAGAGGAUGGCUAAUUGGUCUUGGGUCAAGUCUGAGAAAAUACAGAAGAUGUGUAUUAAGAAAAACAAACCAAGAGAACCUAUGGAUGUGGAAUGGGCAUUUUAUAACACAAACACAACAAAGAACAUGAUGUUACUACAUUUGGCAUGUCCAAGAACUGCCAACAUCCCAGGAUUUCCAUCAUUGCUAUAUCAUAUGGAACAAUCCGGACUUUGGACAUGUCCCAAAGUCUCCCUAGACCCUAGUUCAUCUUUAAGAUAUCCAAUUAUGUGGUCAGAUAAAGGCUGUAGUAAAGAAAAUGUGGUAUUAUGGGAGAGACAUUUUGGGAAAAGUAAGGAGCAGAGUUUGUUAAUAUCUUCAAUGAAAGGGGAUUUAGAAACUGCUGAAAAUAUGGCUGCAUUGACAGUGUCAUGUUCUGCAGCAUCCAAGCUUUCAGGAUUUCCGUGUGUUCCAAAACCAAGUACAGCAAGUAUGUUCAGAAUUUUACCAUGUUGUCCAAAAGUGUCAUACAUUUCUGGAUUUCAAUCUGCAAAAUUCUAUAAUUCCACUCAAAAUAUUGCUGAUAUGAGUCCAUCCAACAAUAAAAUAAUUGCUCAUAAGAAUCAAUCAUAUUUGAGAGUCCUUUUGUCCCAAGAAGUCAUUGAUCAAUUGAGGGAUAUGGAGAACAUUAAACCGUUCUGCCUUAAGACAACAACAUGUCAUUCAAUUUAUCAAUGUCCUGUUCGGUUUAAAUUUACACAAGAUAAAAGUGCCAAAAACAGUACAGCAUUAUUGAUACCAUCUUGCUCAAGACAAGCAAGAAUUCCUGGAUUUCCCUGUGCUCCAUGGCUUACGUCUGAAACACAAAUAAUGUCUGGUAUUCAAUCAGCUUGUCCACUGAAAUCUAAAGCUUCAGGCAUUCCCUCUUUACACCUAAGCAAAAUUGAUAAGGCUUUGGGAAAUAUUUUCUCUGCAAAUGACAAGGUCAUUUUAGUACGAAAGUGUUUAAUAGAGAAGCCAAUUUACCCACCCGAGGAGUUGAGAAUUGCUUGUUUUAAAGGAAUGCAUUAUGUUUUGCCAAAUUGCGCACCUAAAGCUGGGUGUCCAUCUGCACAAAAGGAUCCAUUAAUGGUUUAUCUGUCCUAUUCUUGUCCCACAGUUUCAAUAGUAGCUGGGAUGCUAUCAGGCAAUAUAUCCAAAGAAGAAAGUCAGUGGUUUGUAAAAGCAACACAAUUAGGGGAUAAACAUCUGAAGGGAAAGAUGUAUCAUCACAUACAUUCUGUUUCACCCCAGUUCAAAGAAAUCAAGGAUGAAGUAAUCAAAAGAGAUAUGCUAGCUAUAGGACCAUCUUGUGCAACCAGUGCUAAAUUGCCUGGCUUCCCAUCAGCCCCAGAGCUUAACAAAAGUAUCUCAACAAGUAUGAUCUCUACUAUCGCACAUUGUCCAUGUUCUACAAAAAUAUCAGGCAUUCAAUCAGUUAACUUGGGAAAAGAGACUGUUGAUUCUUCAGCUGCAUGGCCUCUUGGGGAGAUCAUCUCACCUUUGUACAAAAUAAUCUCAAAGGAUGAGUCAAAAAUGGAAGGUGCCUCAUCAUUUAACAUGGACCAACUACAUUUCCAUAUUGCUACACUGCCAUCUUGUGCAAGGGAGUCAAUUGUGCCUGGAUUUCCACCCACAUAUAGCAGCUUACAUUCAGCACAAGUUGUUGGCUAUAAACAAGAAACUCUGCUUGGUCUGAUAGAUGUUAAAACAGACCUCCCUAAUCCAAACAAGGCUGACCAGGAGAAGACCAAUGAGAAUAUGGUCUCUUCAAUUUGCGAGGAAGGACAAAAGGGACUUCUUGAGAAAAGAUGUUGCAGAAUGUGGCAUUCCGUACCAGUCAUGCCACUAUUACUGACUGUUGAGGAGAGAUUUAAAUGUAUAAGUGCUCAGAUCCCACCUUCUUCCACAUGUAAAGAGAAUUACAGAGACACUCUGGCUGAAAAUGAUGAGGUCGAUAAGGGUUUAUUACAGACAUCAAACAAAAGUUCAAACCAUCUGAUUUAUGAACUGCAGAAAGAAGAAAACACUACCGAUAGUCUGGUGCUUUACACAGUUAAAUAUCAAACUGGGGUGCAACAAGGAUGUAUACCAAACAUGACAGAUCUUCUUCCAACAUGUCCAAUGUUCUCUGAGAUUUUUGGAUGUCCAGUCACAUGUCUUUCUAGUCAAUAUGAAACCAUCAAAUGGCCGAUUGAUGUGAACGUAAUUUGGGAAAAAACACAAAAACAUAAAUCUACAAAAAAUGUUUUGUUAAUGCCAUACUUGGAAAAAUCCCUCUCAGGGCUACCUAUUCUGUACUCAUGUCAAAAUAAAUCAAGAAUUCCUGGCUUUGCAUCUGCUAAGAGAACCACAUAUUUAGGAACACAUUCCAGGAUUAAAUUAUGUCCAUCUUGCCCAGAGAUGUCGAUUGUGAUUGGCACACCUUCACAGUUCAUAGUUCCAGAGGACAUGUAUCAUGGAGAGUGGCAUAGCAUAAAAACAUCAUUUUUGGAAGAAUACACCAUACCAAAGCUAAUUUUAAAUACUGAAAUUACAGUUGUGCUUUCUGAGGUCCCUGCAAUGAUUGUGGCUAUGGUCCCAUCCUGUCCAAAUGUAACACUUAUUUAUGGUUUCCCUUCUGCAUUAAACAGCAAAGAAAUUUGUAUUCAGCCAUGUGAAGAGUCAAGUCAGGAUUUUUUUUUAUCUACUAAUCCAAAAGAGUCUGCAAUUGCUGAGAUGAAAUCGAACAAGGGUGAAAAUAAAACGCCUCAUGAAACAUUAAAUUUACAAUCUCAAAGGGCUGCACAAAUGUUGGAUUCCACCCCUGUAGUUCAAAUAGAUGCAAGCAUGUUAGAGAUUCUUCCAUCCUGUCCACUGUUUUCUAGAAUCUGUGGGUGUCCAUCUUUAAGGGAUCUUCCAGGCAACGAGUGGAUAGUUGAAAAGUCUGUAAUCUCUUGUGGAUUAUUGAAAAAGAUACCAGCUGGUAUUUUGGACACUGGUAAAAAUGUCAGUCACUCAAAGUGUAUAGCAAUGACACCAACAUGCCCACAAGCAUCAUCAAUUCCAGGAUUUCCUUCUAGACCACAUCCUAUAGAAGAAAUGGAGCCAAGAAUGCAAAACAUUUAUCCCUCUUACCCAAUGAUUUCCUAUAUAGCUGGCUGUCAAAGCAUCCAGACACCUAACACAUCUAAAUGGCCUAUAAGGACAGCAAUGAUGUGUUCAAACCAAUCGAAACUCCCUGUUGUUGUGGACAUGGACACAAGAUAUACAAAAAACAUUUAUGGAAUGUUUGCAUUUGCAUCGACAUGUCCAUCAGUGGUCUGUGCCCCAGGUUUCCCAUCUUUGCCCAAGCCAAUAAUGCUAUGCAUCCUUCCAACUUGCCCAGAGAAGUCUAAAAUUAUUGGAUUUUCUUCUAAAGAGGAAUCAGAGUAUUUAGACAGAUCAAUUGACAAGAAAACACUGUACAGUAUACCUCUUAAAAAUAAGUCUGUUGCUUUUGUUGAAAGACUAGAUUGGAUCAAUGACUUAUCAAAGAUAACUUUUCCCUUGGCUCCAACCUGUCCAUUACAAACACGUAUACCAGGUUUCCCAUAUGCACCAGAGCACAAUGGUAAAAUACCUCCAAAAAUGACUAAUCUUCAUCAGUGUGUUCCUAAAAUGUCAAAGAUCAUUGGAUUUUCAUCAAGUGAGAGAAUAAACACAAGAUUGUGGCCUAAUGGUGAAAAGUCCCUGUUGGAGAAGCCACUGAAAACAAAACCAGAACUACAUUUCCAGUUUUCUGUUGAUUUGCCAUUUAAACAAAUCGACAGAUGUAUUUUGCAGAAAAUGUUUUCACUAGUGCCAAUCUGCCCGAGAGAAGCUUGCAUACAAGGUUUCCCCUCUUUACCGCAUGUUAAACUGGAUGGUUUCUAUCUAAAUAAAGAACCAGACAUAGUCAUCCUUUUGCAUUCUUGCCCAAGGCUUUCUUUCAAAGUAGGCAUUCCUUCAGUAAGCUCUGUAUCUAUAGAGGAAUCUCAAGUUAGCAUGUGGUCAUCUCUGAAAAUUAUGUGGUUUAAAGCACUCAAAGAAAGACCUGUUUUGUCUUUUGGUAAUACAAAUCAAUAUGGAGAAAAUUUACAAACUAUGGUCUUACUUGCACCUAUCUGCCCUGAUAAGGCACAAAGCUAUGGUUUCUCUUGCUCAGAAAGGCCCAAAAAAGAGCACACAGUGACUUCCAUUCUGCCACCUCCUCCAGAAGCUCCACUCCCUGCAACUGAUGAGAUACUUUUCAACAACAUGAUCACAGAAAGGCAAUAUGGUCCAGUUAAAGCAGCUCUUGGCGUUGAAGCAGUUCUUGACGUCCCAGACUCUACCAUAAGUUUAACCUCUCUAUUAGGUUCUCCCAACCAACAUAUUGAAUCUGAAGGCAAAUUUACCCAACAGAUAGAAUCAGAAACAGAUCAAAUGCGGGGCAUUAAAGAAACUGAUAAGACCUUAAAAACAGAAUGUUUUAAUGAGGUGCCAUUGUUUAAAGGGCAAGAAACCGCAGAUUAUUCUACUAAUCUUCCUGUGCCAAUGCCUCGUGUGAAGAAACAUUUAAGUGCCUCGUUCCCAGAAGACAGUUCCAUUCCUUCAUCAGCCUGUCAAAGUGAAGUUUCUAUAAAGGCCAAUGAUGAACCUACAGUACCUGUUCGUAAUAAAAGAAGAGCAGAUAACACUUUUGCAACCACUAAAACAAAGAUGGCAAGCAUGGUAUACUCAAGUCAGUCUCUGCUCGAAUGGUGCCAAAAGGUCACACAAGGCUACAAGGGUGUAAAGAUCAUAAAUUUUAGCACCUCAUGGCGAAAUGGACUUGCCUUCUGUGCCAUCUUGCACCACUUCCACCCUAAUAAAGUAAAUUAUGAAAUGCUGGAUCCAUACAACAUUAAACACAACAAUAAGAAGGCAUUUGAUGGCUUUGCUGAAAUUGGGAUCCCCAGGUUGAUAGAGCCCUCAGAUAUGGUGCCGUUGGCAGUGCCCGACUGGCUCAUUGUCAUGACCUAUCUCAAUCAGAUCCGCACCCGUUUCACGGGCCAGGAGCUCAUUGUCAUUCAGAUUGAGAAGAACAGCAGUGAGUCCAGUUAUGUUGUGGGUGAAAAGAGGGAGGAAGCUGACCCUGAAGCUGCUGCUCGUUACUGUGCCAAACGACUCCAGAGCAGUGGCAUCAUUCUUGAGUCCAAUGGCAACUUAGCUGAAAGAGACAUGAAAGGAGAUUCUGGUGCUUUGGUGCCACCUCCAAGAAUCAAGAGAACACAGGGCUUGAGCCAAGCUGGAUGUUCAAGGGGCACCCAGCCUCCUGUGGCCCCACCCAGAACUUACUCAUCCAAGGCUUUUUCUCAUGUCAAGGAUGCAGAUCUGGCAGAAAAGCACAGAUCACAGUUAUGGGAAGGGUCACUGGAUGAGGCUGAUAUGCAAGAACAACAUGGUGCUAUAGAGUCUAUAUCAGGCCUCGCAGAAACUGAAGGAGGAAGUGCAGAGACACCAAUUGUUGAAGUUGCUGAAGGGGGCACAGCAGGAGACAAGCAGGUCUUCACAUUUCUAAAUAGUUAUAUGUAUAGUUUUACACAAGUGUCUACAUUCAGGGCCACAGCAUACGUGUAG
Molecule: messenger RNA, 8019 nt
Organism: Triplophysa rosa
Lineage: Eukaryota; Metazoa; Chordata; Actinopteri; Cypriniformes; Nemacheilidae
Exons: 21
Coding region: 1-8019 (2672 amino acids)
Molecular function (GO): protein binding
Source: RefSeq, a predicted model, not a curated record